GAGUGUCGAGAACAACGUCGAAAAUGUAUUCGAACUUCGAUAGAAACAGAUUGUGAACGAUGUCGACGAUUAGGAAAGCUUUGUCGAUCCAGUCGUGAUUUAGAAAUAGCUCAACUUAUACUGACUAAUCUAAGAUCUCAGAUCCAACAACUUGAAAGAAGCAUAGAGCAUGUUGAAAAAGAGAUGUAUAGCAAACAUCUUGUUCCUUCCACAAUGACAUCUGCAGUCAUGGCCCACAGUCUAUCAAAUCAAUGGAAGUUUCAUAUUCACAAUGGUCAUAUUUCUAUUGAAACAGGAAUCCAAUCCAUUAGCGACUUGUUGCCUCUUCAGACGUCUAUUUCAUACCUUUCACCUUUCAGCGCAGACUGGGGAUUCAACAGUGAUUGCAGCAGUCAAAGCAGUGCCAGUAGUAGUAGUAGUGAUAGCAGUAUUUAUCUCGGUGGAGACUCUGGCCUUUUACUCAAAUUUCGAGCAGACGAUACCUCCAAUUGGAUUCCUUUCAACGUUGAACUCUUGACACGCUUAAUCGAAUUUGAUCAAAAUGAUAUUUUAAUACCGAGAAAGCUUGUAUUUGAUCCUAGACCCAUGGUAUGCGAGUUGGUAGAUAUCUUUUUUCAAUGCCAUAGCAUUUAUCGCACUUUGGUUCAUGAAAGUUCCUAUCGUUCUCGACUAUUGUUCAUUCAAGACCCUUUAUCCGAUCCAAUUACAUUGGGUAUCUGUUGCUUCGUUUGUACUACUCCUUGUCUACAUGUACGCUAUUCUUUACAAGACCAACGUAAAAUGGCAGAUUUUUUCUUUACGAGAUCAAAAUCUAUCAUCAUGAAUCAGUUUGAUUUAUAUGAAAAACGGCUCGAAAAUGUAAUCUCCAUUGGGCUUUUGGUGCAAUAUAUGCAUACAACACUUCGGUUUUCAGAUUGUCGAAACUUGCUUGAUUUGGCUUUUGAUAUCUGUCUUGAUCUACAAAAGGAUUAUACGGAUGAAUCUUCUAUUUUCCAAAAACAAUUGACUUCGCCUGUGUCCUUACAGCCACUUACAGAAAGCGUCAAUACGGCAAUGUUCACUAGACACAUUUUCUAUAUUGUCUACUUUCGUAGAAUGAUCAAUUUUAUUGAAAAAGAUCGGUUCUUUGAGGUCUGCUUCCAUCUUCCUCCAUUGGUAUAUACAGCAGACGAGUCUGAAGAAACCAAACGAUUUGUGAAGUCUCAAAAUUGGAUUUUGAUGAUGCUGAAUCAUCCUUUUAUGACAAGCUUAAUGAAACAAAUUCACCUUGUCCAUUUUGGUCAAAUAUGCACACUUAGUUUUGACUCUAUUGUCAAAUUAGAUAAAGUCAUAGACGAAUGGGUUGCUGCCAUUCCUGACGAGUUCCGUCUUUGCAGUGAUUACAACAAUAUAGAUAUGUGCAAAGCAGCCAUUGAUAUGACAACAGAUGCUUUUGUGUUGUGCAGUUUUGGUGAUUUCUGUAUGCUCCAACUCUCUAUCUAUACGACACUCUUAAAGCCUAUACCAGUGAAUGCAGAAGGCGAGCAAGUCUUUACUUUUGUUAUGCAACACUCAUUUCAAAAAUCCAUACAAGCUUGUGCAUUAUUAGUCCAUACUGUCAAACGACUU
Messenger RNA from Gilbertella persicaria, 1608 nucleotides. RefSeq lists its product as uncharacterized. The annotation marks the transcript as partial. The transcript has 2 exons. Lineage: Eukaryota; Fungi; Mucoromycota; Mucoromycetes; Mucorales; Choanephoraceae. The record is from RefSeq and is a predicted model, not a curated record.